AUGUGUGUAAACAAACAUGACAUCAUUGGCCAACUAGGUAUCCCAGGGCAAUAUAUCAACGACACCAACAACCAUAAUAACAAAUCUAUAAGACAGGCUAUUGCAUUUGUUAGCAUUUUAUUGCCCACACAAGAAAUUUCUCCUGCUUCUUUAACUAUGGAAAUUAACCCCAAAUCCAAGAUCAAAGUCCAAACACACAGACGCCAUGCUAGAACUUCCCUGACGAACCAUUUAUUCGAAGCCAGCCUUUCUCGAGACAGCGAGAGAAGAUGACUGAAAUUCCGCACACUGGAUAGGAAAGAAAAGGAGAACAGACUAUGUGACAGAGGAAACCCAAAGACAAUAUAUAUAUCUGCCAGGAAACUCCCCUUCCGAUUAGCAAAGAAGAAGUAAAAGGCAACGGACAGAAAUGUCCCGAGCGCACAUACAAGUGUGAGUGUAGGUGUAUAUCC
This is a messenger RNA of Periconia digitata, 452 nucleotides long. The record is from the annotation of a GenBank genome assembly. NCBI's taxonomy places the organism in Eukaryota, Fungi, Ascomycota, Dothideomycetes, Pleosporales, Periconiaceae.